Messenger RNA from Diospyros lotus (date-plum), 4045 nucleotides. Its product is annotated as disease resistance protein RPV1-like. The transcript is spliced from 7 exons. Gene Ontology annotation, molecular function: protein binding; ADP binding. The record is from RefSeq and is a predicted model, not a curated record. Gene Ontology annotation, biological process: signal transduction; defense response. The coding region runs from base 128 to 3778 and encodes 1216 amino acids. NCBI's taxonomy places the organism in Eukaryota, Viridiplantae, Streptophyta, Magnoliopsida, Ericales, Ebenaceae.
UUGCUCGGAAUUGGGAUUGGGAUUUGCCCCUUCCAUUUAUCAUCCUCUUCAGUCCUCACCACUCUCUGGCUGCCUUCAAAGACUCAGCGACUGCAAUCAGACCAAACUAAAUUAUACAAGCUUGUCCAUGGCUGCUUCAUCCUCAUCUCCCAUCUUACCACUACAGCGGAAAUACGAUGUCUUCUUGAGUUUCAGAGGCCUUGAUAGCCGCAAGAACAUUAUUAGUCAUUUACAAGCUGCUUUGAAGCGAAACGGCUUUCGCACAUUUAAAGAUGACAAAAACUUGGAUAGAGGAAAGGAUAUUGAGGCAGGACUAUUCGAAGCAAUUGAGAAUUCAUCAAUGUCUAUUGUUGUGUUCUCAAAGAACUACUUUGCAUCAAAAUGGUGUCUGGCCGAACUUGAGAAGAUUAUGGAGUAUAGCAAGAACUUACAUCAUAUUGUUAUUCCCAUCUUUGUUGAUAUAGAGCCAUCUGAUAUACGAAAAUUAAAAGGGAGUAUUGCAGAAACCUUGGCCAAACACGAAGAAGAAGUUCCUAAGAUGGAGAAUUGGAGAGCAACUCUGACUGAAGUUGCCAGUUUGGCUGGUUUCGUCUCCAACAGUGAUAAGGAUGAAGCAAGCUUGGUUGAGGAUAUUGUUGAAGAGGUUCAAGGAAAAUUAAGUUUGCGCAUACCAUUAAAAGUUACAAAGCAUCCAGUUGGAAUAGAGCCUCGUUUACAAAAGGUACUUAAGGAGUUGUGCUUGGAGUCAUCUGAUGAUGUUCGCAUUGUUGCAAUAUGGGGAGUUGGCGGACUAGGUAAGACAACAAUUGCCAAAGCUGCAUAUAAUUGUAUUCGUAGCGGGUUUGAAGGUUGCAGCUUUGUCGCCAAUGUUAGAGAAACAUGGGAGCAAUCAAAGGGGAAUUUGCUUGCUUUGCAAAAACAAAUUCUAUCUGAUAUCUCAAAGAAUGAAAAUUAUAAAAUGGGAAGCUUUCAUGAGGGGGUUGAAUUGCUAAAACGCAGAGCUUUCUACGGAAGAAAAGUGCUCAUAGUUCUUGAUGAUGUAGAUCGUGUGGAACAGAUGGAUGCACUAGCCAUCGAUCCAAGGGUCCUCUGUCGUGGGAGUAGAAUUAUUGUAACUACUAGAAAUAUUUCAUCCUUGUACUCGCUUCAAUCGGUGCUUAGCAUGUAUGAGCUUGAGCUGUUGAAUAAGGAUGAAUCUCUUCAACUCUUUAGUUUGCAUGCCUUCAACCAACAUAAUCCCCCAGAGGGCUUUAUGGAGCUUUCAAAUACAGUGGUGGAUUAUGCCAGGGGUAUUCCAUUAGUUCUUGAAAUUUGGGGUUGCUUUUUGAAUGGCAACAACGAUCAAUCUGAAUGGAGAAGUGCAAUUGCAAAAAUGAAAAAGAUUCCUCAUGAUGACGUUCAAGGAAAACUAAGGAUUAGUUUUGAUUCACUAGAUGAAAAAGAGGAAAAAUUGUUCCUAGAAAUAGCAUGCUUUUUUUUUCGUGAGAGUAAAAACUUUACCAUUCAAGUAUUGCAAGACUACGAGAUAUUUCCAGAAAUUGGAUUUCGGCGCUUGGAGAAUCUAUGUCUCCUAAAAUGUGUAGGACCUCUAAUUGUAAUGCAUGAUAUUCUCAAGCAGAUGGGUAGGGAGAUAGUUCGACAAGAGAAUGUUGACUAUCCAGGAAAACGCAGUAGAUUAUGGGAUUACAAGGAUGCCCUUAACGUGCUGAAAAAUUGUGAGGGAACUGAAGCAGUUGAGGGCCUUAUCCUGUUGCACAAUGGAAAAGAUAUUAAAGUGAAAGCAAAAGCAUUUCAAAAGAUGACAAGACUGAGGGUGCUUCAUCUUGAUCAUGUUCGACUUAGUACUGGCUACAAGCAUUUGUCCAGAAAUUUAGUAUGGCUACGUUGGCAUCACUUUGGUCUCAGAGUUUUGCCAUUGCAGUUAUACUUAGAGAAUUUGGUUGCUCUCGACCUAAGUUAUAGCAACAUAAAACGACUUUGGAUGGGACCUAAGGUUUUAAGUAAACUAAAAUUUCUUGACCUCAGUUAUUGUUAUAAUUUAACCACAACUCCUAAUUUUCAUGGGCUCCCCAAUAUUGAGGAGUUGUAUCUUAGAAGUUGCAUGAGAUUGCAAGAGGUGGAUAAGUCUAUUGGACAUCUUGACAAAUUACGUGUUCUAAACCUCAAGCAUUGUAGGAGGCUUAAGAAGUUUACUACUAAUUUCUCUCGGCUCCCCAACCUUGAGGAAUUGUUUCUUAGCUUUUGCGUAAGUUUGCAAGAGGUGGAUAAGUCUAUUGGACAUCUCGACAAAUUACGUGUUCUAGACCUCGAGGAUUGCUGGAGGCUUAAGAAGCUUACUCCUAAUUUCUCUGGGCUCCCCAAUCUUGAGGAAUUGGUUCUUAGAAAUUGUGUAAGAUUGCAACAGGUCGAUAAGUGUAUUGGACAUCUCGACAAAUUACGUUAUCUAAACGUCAAUGGUUGCGAGAGCCUUCCGAAGCUUCUGUCAGAGAUGGGUAUAAAACAAGAUUGGAGAGUAACUAAGGUUUUAUGUAAAUUAAAAUUUCUUGAAUUCCGUUGUUGUCAUAACUUAACCACAACUCCUAAUUUCUCUUGGAUCCCCAAUAUUGAGAUAUUGUUUCUUACCAAUUGUAUAAGAUUGCAAGAGGUGGAUAAGUCUAUUGGACAUUUACACAAAUUGCGUGUUCUACACGUCAAUUGUUGCAAAAGCCUUAGGAAGCUUCCGUCGGAGAUGGCAAACUUGAAAUCUCUUGAACAAGUAGCGAUCUAUGGCUCCCCAAACGAACUUCAAAUAUUGGCAAAAAAGAGUACAGGUUCUCUUGGGUUGUCAUUAAACUUUUUACAGGGCUUAAGGUGCUUAAAGUCAUUGCGCAUAGAACAUUGCUCUAUGACUCAAUUACCUGAUGAAAUUGGGAGUUUGAUCUCAUUAACCCAUUUGAAUAUUCUCCGUUCCAAGUUUAGUUGCUUGCCAAAGAGUAUAUGCAACCUUACAAAAUUGCAACGUUUAAGGAUUGAAUAUUGCGAUAUGUCAAAUCUGCCUAGUGAAUUUGGGAGAUUGAACCGAUUGGAAGUAUUGAAUCUUCAAGGAAAUAAAUUUUGUAGCCUGCCAGAGAGCAUCAGUGACCUUACUAACUUACAGAAACUCGAUUUGUCUUAUUGUGAAAGACUCCAAUCACUCCCAAAGCUUUCAGGUGGUCCAUGUUUGAUCAUCGCUGUUAACAGUUACCCAUCAUUAAGAAGAAUAUCACUCGAAUCAAUCACAAAUAGUAGAAUCAUGUCUUGUUACAUGUGUCCUAAAUUGGACAUGAAUCAUUUUGCCCACGAAAUUGGAACAAGUUUUUUCAGCUACAAGGUUGUAGGUUCAUUUACAAUUCAUUAUUUAGAGGGAAUGUUUCCUGAUUGGUUGCAACAUGAGACCACAAAUUCAUAUUAUGCUCUCAAGGUGCCACCUCUUGGAGUCGGAAAUAAGCAUUUUAUUCGAUGCAUUUUUUAUGUUGUCUACAGGGUUGAGGUUCGGGGUCGUUCUUGGUCAAUGGGAUACAAACUCCGCAACAAAACCAAAGACGUUUUUAUUGAUAUCGCCAUUGCAUCUAAGGUGUAUGUGCCUCUUGCUACCACAGAUAUUAGAGAUCCAAUCAUUUUUGAGUAUAGGUCUUUUCAUGUAGACAAGUUGGACUUGGAAGAAGGCGAUGAAAUAGAAAUUUCUUGGAAUUAUGAAAACGUGGUUUUGAAGAAAUGGGGAAUUCAUGUCAGUUUUGACACAACUGAUGAUCAUCAUUAGUAGUAAGUCCCUCUCAAACACAAGAUUGAAGAUUGAUUGAAUCAAGAAAUUGAUGAAAUCUAUUUUUUGUAGCAUAUAUAUAUAUAUAAAUAUAUAUAACCAUUUAGCCAUGUUUUUUAAAUUCUUAUCCCCAUUUGUUACUAGUAAGUCCCUCUCUAACACAAGAUUGAUGAUCAUCAUUUGUUGUUGGCAUGUUUUUUAAAUUCUUAUCCCCAUGUGACUAGGGUUAAUGUCACAUGACACAUUAAAUCAAUUUAUACUUUACAU